AUGGACGAUGAGGGAUUUCUCUACGUAACUGACACGGAAAAGCAUGAAGUGAAACGAUGGCGAGUGGGUGAAAUGAAUGGAACAGUGGUGGCAGGUGGUAAUGGAAAAGGUAAUCGUCUCGAUCAAUUCAAUACUCCUGUGUUCGUCUGCGUUGAUCGAGAUCAUUCAGUGUAUGUGUCGGAUGAGAACAAUCAUCGUGUGAUGAAGUGGGUGAAAGAAACGAAAGAAGGCAUUGUUGUGGCUGGUGGUCAAGGUGAAGGGAAUGCUCUAACACAAUUAUAUGAUCCCCACGGAGUGAUCGUCGAUCAAUUGGGCACUGUUUAUGUGGCUGACUCUAGGAAUCGUCGAAUAAUGUGUUGGCCACAAGGAGCCAAAAAGGGAAGUAUCGUUGUUAGUGGAAAUGGCGAAGGAAAUCAAACGAAUCGGCUCACUGGUGGCAUAGGUUUGUCAUUUGAUCGUCAGAACAAUCUCUAUGUCGUCGAUUGUUGGAAUCAUCGAGUACAACGAUUCUCCAUGAAAUAG
Molecule: messenger RNA, 522 nt
Organism: Rotaria sp. Silwood1
Lineage: Eukaryota; Metazoa; Rotifera; Eurotatoria; Philodinida; Philodinidae
Source: the annotation of a GenBank genome assembly